AUGUGUGCAGAUAACAACACGAACCCGGUGGCUCAACCGUCAACGGCGACGGCUCAGGCAACGCAACCCAACGACACGACCGAUCAUGAAGUUGUGCUCAUUGCUGAGGACCACGACGAGAGCGACGCUGAAUCGAACCUUGGCAGCAGCGUUGCAUCCUCGAGUACGAGUGUCAGCAGUUCUAUCUUGGAAUACAGGAUAGAGAACGGGAGAACGUAUCACGCGUAUAAAGACGGCAAAUACUUCUUCCCGAAUGAUGAGAGGGAAAAUGACCGGCUUGAUCUCCAGCACAACCUCUUCAUCUUGACUUUUGAUAACAAGCUCGCAACUGCUCCACCCAAUGAUCCAAGAUCGAAGGUUGGCAAUGUUCUCGACGUUGGAACUGGUAGCGGUAUCUGGGCUAUCGACUUUGGGGAAGAGCACCCUGAUGCUGAGGUUUGCGGAGUCGAUCUUUCAGCUGUCCAGCCUGAAUUUGUGCCACCAAAUGUCAAGUUUGAGAUAGACGAUAUCGAUCAGCCUUGGACAUUCUCGAAACCAUUUGACUACAUUCAUAGUCGGAUGAUGAAUUCGUCCAUCAAAGACUGGAAGGCCUACAUACAGACGUGCUUCGACAAUCUGAGUCCCGGAGGGUACUUGGAGCUGAUUGAAUUCGAUGCCGUGCCAACAUCAGAUGAUGGCACCCUGAAGCCCGACUCAGCAAUCACGAAGUCCGCCACCCUACUCUUCGAUGCGGCAGCCAUCAUUGGUCAACCGUUCGAGGACAUCAGCAGGAUGAAAGAUGUCCUGAUCGAGACCGGGUUCGAGGACGUACACAAACAGCUCUACAAGUGGCCGACAAACUCUUGGCCCAAGAAUCCGAAGUACAAGGAGUUGGGAAUCUGGAAUCAUGAGAAUGCCAUCGCUGGCUGGGAGGGCUUCUGCAUGGCUCCGUGCACUCGGGUCCAUGGGUGGAGCAGGGAAGAAGUGCUUGUUCUCAUGGCUGAGGCCCGCAAAGAGUUCAAGGAUAGGACUAUCCAUGCGUAUUUCAACAUGUGA
This is a messenger RNA of Colletotrichum lupini, 1035 nucleotides long. Its product is annotated as TAM domain methyltransferase. Lineage: Eukaryota; Fungi; Ascomycota; Sordariomycetes; Glomerellales; Glomerellaceae. Gene Ontology annotation, molecular function: methyltransferase activity. The record is from RefSeq and is a predicted model, not a curated record. The coding region runs from base 1 to 1035 and encodes 344 amino acids. The transcript is spliced from 6 exons.